Limulus polyphemus (Atlantic horseshoe crab) is the source of this 1783-nucleotide messenger RNA. Its product is annotated as growth arrest-specific protein 2-like. The transcript has 7 exons. Gene Ontology annotation, cellular component: actin filament. Lineage: Eukaryota; Metazoa; Arthropoda; Merostomata; Xiphosura; Limulidae. Gene Ontology annotation, molecular function: actin filament binding; microtubule binding; cytoskeletal adaptor activity. The record is from RefSeq and is a predicted model, not a curated record. The coding region runs from base 325 to 1539 and encodes 404 amino acids. Gene Ontology annotation, biological process: actin crosslink formation.
GUUGUCGCAGUAGAGUAAAACUUCGGAACACUUUGGUCAUUGAAAUAGCAAUGGUAGCACAUGAGUGGUUGAACAUUGUUGCUGUGUGGUGGCUGACAUAACGCACAGUCGCCAGUUUUUCCCUGCGUUCCAGACAAAGAACGAGUUAACAGACUCUAUCUUUUGCAGGCUUCCAGUAACGGGAUAUGACACUGUCGUCUGCCGUUUUACGAACCGGCUAUGUUGUCCUCACAUUUGAAGCCAGCAUCGAUUCAACGGUCUCUCUUAACUGCAGAUACUAGCUAUUUUGCUGACUCCAUGGGCAGUGGAACAAGACAGUUGUAAAUGGCAGGAAAAGAACAGUGUAAGACUAUGUCGGACGAGCAGAUGUGGGAUGAUUUUAAGUUUCAAAUAGCCAAAAGACAGGAAGAAAAUCUGAUACCAUUGAAAGAAGAUUUGGCAGAUUGGAUGAACAAAAUCUUAGACAUAGAAAAUAUUACGGUUGAAAACUUCAUGGAGGCAUUAGAUAAUGGGAUCAUUAUCUGUAAACUUGCUAAGUUGAUCCAGAGAAAGGCAGAAAGCUGUCGACAGGAAGGUUUGAUUUCAGAGGUUGUCCCACAGAUGUCGUUCAAAUGUUGGGAAAACGCAAGAUCGAAGUCUUUCUUCGCCCGCGAAAAUGCAGAGAACUUUCUUAAAUGGUGUCGAAAAUUUGGUGUGCGUGAAGCUGUUAUAUUUGAAUCUGAAGGCUUAGUAUUGCACACCCAACCUCGUGCUGUGGUGUUAUGUCUUUUGGAGCUCGGAAGGAUUGCUUCAAAGUAUGGCAUCGAGCCACCAGGACUCGUUAAGUUGGAGAAGGAAAUAGACGAACACGAAUCAACGGGAUCAACUAUAGCCUCGGACUCAGAGUCCAUCUCCCCAGUUCCAUCCCUAGUUCCAAUCUAUUCAACCAGAAUGGAAUACACGCCACCUAGCUCCUCACCAGUCCCUAUGCCUAAAACAGAUGAUUCUUCUUCUAGCGUAUCUCCCACCCCGAUGUGCACUGGUACCGAUUCAACAGACUCUGUGGCGAGCGCUUCAAGUCAGAAUUCAAUUACUCCGCCCUCACUCCCAAGUCCUGUCCGGUCUAAUGGAACACCCACAAAACCUCGACCGAAGUCUUCAGAUUUGGACAAAAAGGUGAUGCAAAUCGCUGAUGACGUUUUAGAAGAUAAAGCUCAGAUAAAGAAGGUAUCCGAAGGCCGAUACAGCGUUGCUGGGAAAAGUGUGUUUGUACGACUCUUGAAAGGUCGUCACGUGAUGGUCCGUGUCGGUGGAGGUUGGGACACCCUGGAACACUUCCUAUCCCGUCAUCAUGUGACUGAUCCUUCUCAGGUCAAGCUCAUUGACAGUAAACAGGCGUGGUCUGAUGUCAACUCUCAACCUUCAAACCCCUUGUCCAAUGAUGGUAGAUCUGAAUCUUUACUUAAUGUUAGAGCUAAGCACAGAAACUCCACGAGUUCCCUUCCAGACAUUUCUCAUAGCACUAAUUCCAGAAAGAGAUCGGUUGAUAUUCAAAUUUAAUUUUCGUGAAGCAACUCAAAUUGAAUGAACCAUAGAGAAGUGUUGAAGUUAUAAGUUGGUCUUAUUCGAUGAUGUAUUAAGAACUUAGGUUACGAAAAGACCAAUUUCGAUUGUAUAGUUCCAAACCAGUGAAUAAAGAAAGCUGAGCCAGCUAUAACUUUGAACGAAUUGAAAAAUAGAUCCGAGGAAUUUCUCAGUUAAGGUUAUGGUCUUUUUUUUUUUUAUUUUUUUUACUUUUUACUAG